Messenger RNA from Cadophora gregata, 5106 nucleotides. It is a transcript of the gene ABC7, whose product is annotated as ABC transporter 7. The record is from RefSeq and is a predicted model, not a curated record. Lineage: Eukaryota; Fungi; Ascomycota; Leotiomycetes; Helotiales; Ploettnerulaceae. The coding region runs from base 1 to 5106 and encodes 1701 amino acids. The transcript has 3 exons. Gene Ontology annotation, cellular component: fungal-type vacuole membrane; fungal-type vacuole. Gene Ontology annotation, biological process: transmembrane transport. Gene Ontology annotation, molecular function: ATP binding; ABC-type peptide transporter activity; ATP hydrolysis activity.
AUGCUGCCCGAGUGCCAGGGCCCGAUAUGGCAGGUUGAUGAUAUCACGAAUUGUGUGCAGAGGAAUUUUUUAAAAAUAUUAUUUCCAUUGAUCGUUGUCGGCGCCUCGUUCUUACUUCUAGUAUCACAAGCUAUCCAGCGCAACGUCCGGUUAAAACGGAGCUCCAAGAGCAAAGCAUCUGCGAAUGGAAGGAGUGCAUACGGCAUUACAAAUGGGCAGCAGGGACCGACAUAUCAACAGGUACCUGGAGACGCUGAGGGUUCUAUAAGUGCAGACGAGGAGGAUGACGGGUUGACCAUUAGUGGGGGGCGACUCGUCUUGACGAAAACCACGACGAAAGGCUCUGUCGCUGCAAUCGACGCGCCCCGAGCUCAAUAUACUGUUCUGGUCAUCGAGUUACUUGCUAUCUUAGCUGUAGAUGGUAUCAAUAUCGCCGCCUUCAUUCUGCAAGCAUAUGGCCCCAAUGGAACACUGGCGACUGUUGCUGGAAUCACAACUUGGUCGUAUAUAUUGAUAUUGGCUGUUCUUAGGCUGGCAUUGUCUAAGACAACAUGGCGUGUGCCUGGGGUAUGGAACCACACAGCAUCUCUAUAUACCUUGAUGUGGUUGUUGUCCUUGGUCAUUUUCCGGUCGGCCAUUAUCCAUCCGCGAUCAGGAACUGCUCAGGCUCUGGUUAUAUCCGAGUUUGCCCUGAUAUCUCUACUUUUUAGCAUAGCGAUCACGACACGAAAAGGAAACAAGGCGGUAGUGUUGGAAUGGGAAAACGACAUUGAGCCAUCCAAAGAGCCACUUGCCAGUCUGUUCUCCAUUGCAACUUUCGGAUGGGUUGACUCGAUUGUUUGGCAAGGAUACCAGAAGACUUUCGAGCUUGCCGAUGUGUGGAACUUGCUCCCAAAAGACAAAGCUGCUUCAAUUUUGGCCGACUAUCGACAGCUCAAAAAGACAACUGCUUUGACUUGGCAUCUCAUGAGGUACUUCAAAGUUAGCGUUAUUAUUCAGUGCAGUUACGCAGUAUUUGCAGCCCUGUUUGUAUUUGCGCCAACACUGCUACUCAAAGCGAUCCUCGAGUAUAUUGAAGAUCCUGAUAGCGCACCACGAAACGUAAUUUGGCUCUACGUUAUCUUGCUUGCAUUUACCGACAUUCUUCGAUCACUCGCAGAUCAGCAAGCUCUAUGGGUUGGUCGCAAAAUCUGCAUUCGGCUACGAGCAAUCAUCAUUGGUGAGAUUUACGCAAAAGCUCUUCGUCGAAAAGUUGCAGCUGGGAAUGAUACGGUCUUAGGCGAGAAGAAGGACCUGAAAGACAAAGCUGAUUCAGCAAAGCCUGGCAUGUUCAAAAGACUUCUGACUCUGGGGAGAAAGAAGGAAGAGACCAAGAAACUCACUGCAGAUCCGGCCACAGGGUCCGAGAAUGCUGGUCCUGAUUUGAAUAAGGGAGACGAGCAGGUCAAUGUCGGGACAAUCAUCACCCUAAUGUCUGUCGAUUCAUUUAAGGUCAGCGAAGUCACUUCGUACUUACAUUUCCUCUUCGCACAAGCACCUACGCAACUCGUUGCAGCGGUCUAUCUUCUCUACAGCAUUCUUGGAUAUAGUAGUAUGCCUGGUAUCGUUAUCAUGGUCAUCCUCCUCCCUGUCAACAUUGCCUUCGCAAGAGCAUUCGGUGGCGCUCAAAAGAAAAUCAUGGCAGCUACGGACAAGCGAAUCCAUACAACAAACGAGGUCCUCCAAAACAUUAGAAUUAUCAAAUUUUUCGCUUGGGAACACCGAUUCAGCAAGCUUGUCAAUGAGAAGCGAAAAGCUGAGCUCAAAGCUCUACGUGGGAAAUAUAUUAUCUGGGCUUUCGCAGUUGCUGUCUGGAACACUGUUCCCGUCGCCAUCACGUUUUUCUCCUUCGUGGUAUACACUUUGAUCGAGAAGAAGCCGCUCUAUCCUUCGGUCGCGUUCACGGCAAUCUCGCUGUUUACAAUUCUUCGCGUACCGUUGGACCAGCUCGGCGACAUGAUUGCACAUGUGCAGGAAUGUAAGGUUUCCGUCGACCGUGUAGAAGAGUUCUUGAACGAAGAUGAAACAGAGAAAUACGAGCAGCUUCAACAUCCCAACCUGGAUGAUGAUGGAAACCAAAUGAUCGGCUUCAGGAAUGCAGCCUUUUCUUGGGGUGCCAAGGAAGAUCCAAUGGAGGAGAACACCUCUUCUGCGUUCCGCCUCAUGGACAUGGAUAUUAAGUUCAAGAUUGGCCAGUUGAACAUCAUUGCUGGUCCGACAGGUUGCGGCAAAACGUCCCUUUUAAUGGCUCUGCUAGGAGAAAUGACCCUCAUCAAGGGCAAAGUCUUCUUACCUGGCGGUUACAGCCGUGAGGAUGUUAGGCCAGAUCCCGAGACUGGCUUGACAGAGAGCGUCGCAUACUGUGCUCAACAGGCUUGGCUUGUCAACGCCAACAUCAAAGAGAACAUUCUCUUUGCAGCACCCUUGGACGAGAAGCGGUACAAAGAUGUCAUCGUUGCCUGCGCUCUUGAACGUGAUCUUGAGAUCCUCGAUGCCGGCGAUGAGACGCUUGUUGGUGAGAAGGGUAUCACCCUUUCGGGAGGUCAGAAGCAACGUAUCUCUCUUGCAAGAGCACUGUACUCGAAUUCUAGACACGUUCUUCUGGAUGACUGUCUCAGCGCGGUUGACUCGCAUACUGCGAAAUGGAUAUUCGACAAUUGCAUUCGCGGUCCUCUCAUGCACGGCCGAACAUGCAUCUUAGUAACACAUAAUUUGGCUCUUUGCGUACCGCAAUCUCGAUAUGUUGUCCUCCUUGACAACGGCAGAAUCGACGUUCAAGGCUCUGCUGAGGAAGUCAUCGCAACUGGCAAGCUUGGUGAAGAUGUCAACAAGUCCAGACCUGGAUCUGCCGCGAUCUCGAGAAUGCCAUCUCGAGUACCAUCCAGUGUCGGCGACGAAAGUGGCGAUACUCUCGUUGGGGAAAUUGAGGCUGCCAACGGUGGUGGGAAUCGCAGGCUAUCCAGAGCUAAGAGCAUCGAUAAGGGUGCCAAAAAGGCUGUCAAGGACGCGAUGCAAGAGACUAAAGCCGAAGGAGGCGUGAAAUGGGCUGUGAUAAUUCUCUACUUGAAGUCCAUGGGCCCCUGGUGGUUUUGGGUUCUCGCUGUCGUCGUUUUUGGUGUCCAGCAGUUCGGAAGCUUGGCAGCCAAUGUCUGGAUCCGGGAAUGGGCAAAUCAGUACGAAACGGAAGCCAUACGAGCACAUCAUACAGUCUCUCCAAGCAGCUAUGUUGGCAAUACGAUUUCCAUGGUCCGAGUUGCGAGUACCCGAGUUGCUCAAGUUCAGCCAUACUUCGAUCCCAACAAGACCUCUAUCUUCUCUAGAAUUGCCCCCAAUGUCGAUGUAUCAUUCUAUCUUACAGUAUAUGCUUUGAUCGGCGUAGCUAGUAUGCUCGUUGCACUCUUCAGGGAUAUGUGGCUGUUCUUUGGUGCCCUUACAGCUAGUUGGAAAAUUCAUCAGCGCUUGAUGGAAUCUGUGACGCGAGCAAAGUUUAAGUUCUUCGACGUCACACCUCUUGGUCAACUUAUGAAUCGAUUCAGUAAGGAUCUCGAAGCGGUGGAUCAAGAGGUUGCCCCUGUCGCCAUUGGAUUCAUGACUUGCGUGCUGGCAAUCGUCGUCACCAUUGUGCUCAUUACUAUCAUAACUCCUGGGUUUUUGGUUGCUGGAGUUGUCAUUAGCGCUCUUUACUUCUUCGUUGGGAAAUUUUACCUUCGAUCAUCUCGAGACUUGAAGCGAAUCGAGUCUGUACAGAGAAGUCCUUUGUUCCAGCAGUUCGGAGAGACUCUGAGUGGAAUUACGACCAUUCGUGCGUACGGAGACGAAAGAAGGUUCAUCCGCGACAAUAUGACCAGAAUCAACACACACAGUCGUCCAUUUAUCUAUCUCUGGGCAGCCAACAGAUGGCUAGCAUUCAGAAUCGACGUUGUCGGGGACCUGGUGGCUUUCUUUGCAGGUGCAUUUGUUGUCUUGAGCAUCGGCAAGAUCGAUGCAGGUUCGGCUGGUCUAUCAUUGAGUUACGCAAUCAGUUUCACAGAGAAUGUUCUUUGGCUGGUUCGACUUUAUGCGAUGAAUGAACAGAACAUGAACUCAGUAGAGCGGAUUAAGGAAUACCUAGAUGUUGAACAAGAAGCUGAGGCUGUCAUUGAGAAGACCAGACCAGCUGCUAAUUGGCCAAGUCAAGGCUCAGUGGAGUUCAUAAGCUAUACGACCAGAUACCGAUCUGAUCUGGAGCCGGUGCUGAAAAAUGUCAGCUUCAAGAUCAACCCGCUUGAGAAGGUUGGCAUAGUCGGGCGAACAGGAGCUGGUAAGAGCUCCCUUGCUCUUGCCCUGUUCCGAGGCCUUGAGGCCGAGGUCGGAAAGAUUUUGAUCGACGAUGUCGAUAUUGGUAUUAUUGGUCUGCAAGACCUUCGAGAAUCCAUCACGAUCGUGCCUCAAGAUCCCACACUCUUCACUGGCACUAUCCGAAGCAAUCUUGAUCCUUUCAAUCUCUUCACAGACGAGGAUAUCUUUACCGCUCUGCGGAGAGUUCAGUUGAUCGGAGUACCGUUCUCUACCACGAAUCCGGCAACGCCGGUAACGGUUUCGCGACCUCCCACAGCAAAUGGUAUUCCAGACACCCCAACUGGGACAUCUACCCCUCCAGCAAAUAAAAACAUUUUCCUCGAUCUUUCGUCGACUGUCACAGAAUCAGGCAAUAAUCUGUCCCAGGGUCAAAGACAACUUCUUUGCUUAGCUCGUGCUCUCUUGAAGCAGCCGAAGGUCCUUAUGAUGGAUGAGGCCACAGCUUCAAUAGACUACAAUACGGACUCAAAGAUUCAGGAAACCAUACGGGAGCUCAAGAGCACCAUCAUCACCAUCGCGCAUCGUUUACAAACCAUCGUUGACUACGACAAGGUGUUGGUACUAGACAAGGGCGAGGUAGUAGAAUUUGGACAUCCCCAUGAGCUGCUCAAAAAGGACGGCAAAGACGCCAUCUUCAAGGGUAUGUGUGAGAUGAGUGGAGAUAUGGACGCUCUCCAAAAGGCAGCUAAGAAAGCUUGGGACGCGGGGAAGUUGGUGGAUGAUGAGUGA